UAAGGACAAAACUGGAUGUUCUCCAAACUGGUAGUAACAGUUUUUGUUAAGCUCCAAGAACAUAUUUCCAGUUUAACGAAAAAAAAAAUCACACAUCAAAUUGACAUCUCCAAAAUGAAUUGGCAAAGAUUCAAAUCGAUCCCUGUAUUUAGCGUGUUUUUAUUAAUGGGUUUUGUUUAUUACGCCACACUCUUCAUUUUCAUAGAGGAUUGGGUUGGACUGCAGAGCUCAGCUGGAAUUUUGAAUGCUUUGAUUUUUACUUUCAUGGCUUUUUUAUGUCUUUUUUCUUUAUUUGUUUGUGUUCUCCCUGACCCUGGUCAUGUUCCUUCUUCUUAUGUCCCUGACGUUGAAGUAAAUAAUCAAAAUAAUGGAUUGAAAAAGCAGCAGUGUGAAAAGUGUUGCACGUAUAAGCCUCCCAGGGCUCAUCAUUGCCGAAGUUGUAGAAGGUGUGUUUUGAGGAUGGAUCAUCAUUGUCUAUGGAUAAAUAAUUGUGUUGGUUAUAGGAACUAUAAAGCUUUUUUCAUACUGAUCCUUUUUGCAACUGCAGCAAGUAUUUACUCUACGGUCAUGAUCAUCAGCAGUGUGUUUCACAAAAACCGGGAUUUUGGCAGAAUUUUUUACUUGAAGAUUUUUUAUAUUGUUUCGGGCGCUAUGAUGAUAGGCUUAAGUGCAACACUCGGGACUCUCUUGGGUUGGCAUAUCUACCUUAUCACCCAUAACAUGACAACCAUAGAGUAUUAUGAAGGAAUCGGUGCAGCAUGGCUGGCUAGGAAAUCUGGGCAAAGUUAUCGACAUCAAUUCGACCUUACUACUUACAAGAAUAUCACCUCGGUGUUAGGUCCAAACAUGCUCAAAUGGUUAUGUCCCACAGCAAUAAGCCAUCUCAAAGAUGGAACCAACUUUCCUACAUCUCAUGAUAGUUAAUAUACAGUUUUCCUGCUAACAAAGGCUCAUUUCGCCUCCUGGAGUUGGCGUAAAAAGUUCAUGAUUAUGGACAAAAACACCUUAAGUUGAUUAAUUUGGCUCAUUUUACUCCUUAGCUGAGGUGGUAGAAAAUGAUCGGAGCAUAAUUCAUAAAUUGGAGUUGAGGUAGCAACCUUUGUUGAUUUUCCUGCUGACGCUCAGCAGCCGGAUUGCUUCAGCUUCAGCGAGUAUUCUAAGGGUUACAUAGUAAGUUUUUCAAGCUCUCCCUUUCUUUAGCUGUUUAGUUGAGUGAUACCUUUGCUGAAAUGUUACAUGAGAGAUGUAGAAAUUGUAACUUCGAUUUUGCUUGCAACUUUUAGGUAAAAAUAAAUAGAAAAAUUUGUAACUUUGAUUUUGCUUGCAUAUAAGUUUCUUGUACAUCUUCGAAAACACAUGGAGAAGAGACGAAAACGGACAUCUCCGCUUAACUAAGAAGGUCAAUUUGAUUUAUUUUCUUUUA
Molecule: messenger RNA, 1423 nt
Organism: Mercurialis annua (annual mercury)
Lineage: Eukaryota; Viridiplantae; Streptophyta; Magnoliopsida; Malpighiales; Euphorbiaceae
Product: probable protein S-acyltransferase 15
Exons: 7
Coding region: 16-924 (302 amino acids)
Molecular function (GO): palmitoyltransferase activity
Source: RefSeq, a predicted model, not a curated record